CAGUCAACUCCAUAUGAGGUGCAAGGAGAUGCGGUGACUAGUCCAACAUUGCUCAUUCUUAUUCUGGUCAUGCAGUGUCGCUCGCAACGUUAUAAGUGAGGAAAGUUGUUUCAACUUAAUGUACAUACUCACGAUGUGUUCUAUUAACGCCUCGACAAAGUGCCUUAAGCUACUUCGACCAUGGCAGGGAUUUCUACGUAUAAUUUCGAAUGAAGGAUCUGGAUCGUCCGCUCCUGAAGGGCCAAUCUGCUCUGCGUUACAGACGUCUUCUCUGUCAAACCCAAACGAAUGGACGACUACCCUGAAGAAUGAGGCGCUCAUCUACUAACAGUUGCCUCGAAAGUUUCAUGGUAUUAUCAACAUGGAGAAACUUUUCUGUAACUUCUGCUGGGCCUUCAUCAAUAAUGGCGAGGAGUGGACAGUAACGUCAACGUAUACUGUUGGUUGUUCACUACUUGGAACUUAUCCAGUGCAGUACUUUGCCUCGGACUAUUAUCGACCUAGUGCUUGAGGUUUUAGCAGGCAGCCGACCUGUUCUUGUGCACGAGCCUGUUCUUGCAAUUGCACUUUUCACCUUUUGACCUUUGUGCACCGUAAUCCGCGUGCUUUGCUGCCGCUUCACUCUCUUCUUCACACAGAAUUCACUCGGCUGGAGAACUUCCAAUGCUUAACAUUGGACCAAAAGUCUGCCCGAGGAAACUCAGCAACCCACCCACACAAGGAGGAACCUCAUAAUCAGCUAGCAGAGGAGGAAAUUUCUGAUUGCAAACAUGGGAUGGUCUGGAGAGAUUGAGGAUUUCGAUUGAGCGACGUUACUUUCGCGCACUUAUAUUAACACUUGUCUCCUGACGAGGAGGAGAAGAGGAGAAGUAAUUGUAUCAAAUACUCUCCAUACUCUCCAUCGUGCUUCUGGAGCGGGCGGCGAUUACGCAAGUUAAACGCAAUGUCUCUGCCCCCUGCGUAUUCGGCCACUGCCGCUCCGCAGUUAAGCGACUCUGUAUACGAACUUUACAAGCCAGGAGUUGAAUCACUGCUGGACGUUGUAUUCUUUCAUGGCCUACAAUUGUCACACACCUAUGUAGCUCACUUAUCAACAUGGAGGUCCCGCGGUUCGCAAAAGGAAGUAUGGCCGAUGACCUGGCUCCCGGAAGAGUUUCCUGGAGCUCGGAUUCUCUCUGUCAAGUACGAUGCUUGUAUCAUUACAUCAGCAGAGCAUGGAAGAUUAGACCUCUACUGCACAGCCGAAAGUUUGAUGCAAGAUCUUAUAUCUGCAAAGGUGGGGCAGCAUCCCUGGCGUCCAGUUAUACUUGUCGGCCACAGUUACGGAGGCUUGGUGAUCAAACAAUUGUGCCUCCAUGCGCACUUAAGCCAAAGCUUGCACCUCUCUAAGGAACAAAUGGCUGGAUUUCUCAACUGCGUCAAAGGAAUUUUCUUCUAUGGAACGCCCCAUCACGGAAUGUCAUCUUUCUUGAGUCCGAAUGGAGCACACCUGAAAGAUGCUAGCCCUCUAGUGGACUAUGUGAAGCUGCUUUGCGCAGAAUCAGCUCGCCUUCAUCAAAAUUUUGAUGCUUUACGGCUGUCCUACAAGUGGAGCAUUGCUGGAGUCGGAGAAUCGAGACCUACUACGUUUUUGAUUAUCGAAGCGGGGUCCAAGAAUGUUGUUGCAGUUAGCAGUGAGAUGGUGGUAGACGAGGCUUCUGCUCGGUACGGCGACUUCACUGUGGAGCUUGAGGAUCAUGUCUCUCUCUGCCAGCCCGAGAGCAGGACUUCAAACACUUACUUACGUUUGACAGCUUUCAUUCAAAGUAUCGAUUUCAAUAAGGUGAAAAGGAGGAGACUUCUUGAUAAUUUCCAGACGGUGCCGAAGAUGGCAAUGAGUUUACAUUCUCACCUCUUCGUAGAGGUUCAAAACAUUUUACGCACAGCUCCAGCAGUAGGCCUUUGCGGCAUGGGUGGAAUAGGGAAGACUACUCUCGCGAAACUGUUGUUCAACGAGUUAUGCGCUGAAUUUGAAUACACUUGUUUUGUUCCUGGAUUUAUGCUGAAGGGAGAUUACCAAGAAUUAGAACGCGGCGUGUAUUCGUUGAUGCAUCACCAUGGCACACAGAUUGCAGGAACUGGGAAAAACAAGAAGUGGAAAUCGACUGCUUUGAGAAUGAAGACACUUCUCCUCGUUCUAGAAGAUAUUGACAAUGAUAACCAUAUUGAACUUCUCCAGAACAUAUCUUCGGUGAAUGAUUGCGCAAACAGUCGUUACAUUGUUACCUCUCGAGAUAGAGAUAUUUUAAACAGUUCAGGCGCACGCGUGUUCGAUGUGAAACUCUUGAAUCAGAAAAGUUCCAAAGAGUUAUUUAUGAGCUACGCAUUUCCUUAUCCGACACAACCGAGUCCAUCAUUGACGGAAUGGGUAGACAAGAUUGUCGUAAAAUGUGAUGGACUUCCGUUAACCCUGGAAGUGAUGGGCAAGUAUCUCCAAAGGAAAGUUAGUGAAAGCAUAUGGAAACAGUGUCUUGACGCUCUAGAUGAAGCAGACAAUGUAAUCCGUUUGGAUGAACGGUUGUGGGCGAAAUUGAGAGUGAGCUACGACCGUUUGGGUAGUCAGGAGAAGGAAAUAUUUCUUGAUGCCGCGUCUUUCUUCAACAACUCCAGGUGGAGUCUGCGAGAAGCUAAAUCUAGUUGGCGUGUACUCUAUGGUCUUGAAGAUCUCCGAUGGCAGACCCUGGUAGAUAUGUCUCUCGUAUAUGACGUAGACGAAAAAGACAGGAUACAAAUGCAUGAACAAUUGAGGUCUUUGGGAAUUAGACUGGCUUCAGGAUGGGGAACAUGUGGCAGAUGUAGGACUUGGACUAAAAAAAAUGUCCCCUCUAGGUUUAAUUCUUCAAACUUCGAUGAGAGUAUCUCAGAAAGACAGAUUUAUUCAAGCGAGUCUGGUCCUUGCACAUCGAGCACUGGAAUGGAAACGCAUAUUGAGGAGGUCCUGGCGCUACGACUUGAAGACUCGAUGUCCCUCAACUCGAGAAAUAUUUGCCAGAUGAAGAAGCUGCAAUAUUUGGAUUCCGAGAAGGAGAUGGUGUUGGAUGCUGAAGGUGGCAAGCUUCCAAAGAACUUGGUGCUUCUUCGAUGGCGUGGAGAAGUGGACAGUUUUCAUGACCUGGUCGACAGAGGGCUUGCGGGCCGUUUGGCUGUUUUGGACUUGAAGGUACCGCUCACAUGUUUGCCAACGACCGUCAGCGAUUUCCGAAACCUUGAAGUUCUGAAAUUUCAAGGCUGCCUCUUCCAAUGUCUUCCCGAAACGUUCGUACGACUUCCCAGGCUUCGUCAUCUGAUUUUUAGCAAUUGCGGAAGACUUAGUUCACUCCCCGAAGCUUUCGGACGGCUCUCACAGCUGCAGUCUUUUGAACUUCAUUGCUGUUGUAAUCUUGAAGUAUUGCCCGACUCUUUCGUCCAGCUCCCCCGCCUGCAGACUUUGAUCAUCGACGAUGUGGACAAACUUCAAAGGUUGCCCGAGGGUUUCGGAAAUCUGUCCCAGCUACAAAGCCUGUUAAUAUCAUACGGGCAAUCUAUGUCAGAGCUGCCUGAGUGCUUCGGACGUCUCGCUCGACUGCGAGACCUGCUUCUCGAUCAUAUGUUUAGCCUCCAAGCCUUGCCGGAUUCUUUUGGGCAGCUUCCGCAGCUGUCGCAUUUAACAAUGGUGGCAUGUAGGAUCAUUCGAGACUUGCCGGAAUCGUUCGGCCAUCUGGCUAACCUGACCGUCUUGCACAUCCGCGACUGUCGCAGCCUUGAGGCCUUACCAAACUCCUUCGGUGCUCUUCGAAGCCUACAGUAUCUUCGAGUUUCCGACUGCUUCGCCUUAACGGAUUUGCCGAGCUCUUUCGGCCAGCUCACAUCCCUCCAGGACUUGAUCAUCGAAGUUCCACAUUUCACUUCUGUCCCGGACUCCAUCAGACAACUGCCUUCUCUGCAGAGGAUGGUACUUACUCUCCCCUAUCUAGAAACACCAUGUUCGUGGCUGCCUUCCAUGGACAACUUGGACAAGUAUAAUAUAUAUAGAGUGCUCUUCGGGCAACCAUCGUCGUCCGCCUUAGUUCACUUCAAAACCGUCUUCAGUGUUGAGAACGGUGUCUUCCACUUCAAAGAGUGUGAUACGUCUGUUCAUGUUUAUACGACUUUGCAAUCAGUUAAUCUGCAAUAUGGUCCCAGUGGAAUCUUCUCAGAUCAGCCAGUACAGUAGCUCGUUUAAUGGUCACAGCGACGUUACGGGCUUGUACCACGCUCGACCGGGCGUAAAGAUGGCCCCUACUUCGCUAGAUUUCAGCACAGUUUGCAAAACUUGCAAACCGAGCUCUUGAUUUUGUGAAGACUUCUGUGUCACACAGCGUUCGACCUCAUGUCAAGUUCUCCGAGGGUCUCCGAGUUGCGAUAAGUAGUUCCAUACCUUGAACGGGUUUUUCCUAUUUAUCAUUUAAUCAGAACUUUAUUAAAGUCAGACUGUCCUUUAAGUGACUGCCAUCAAAGUUGAAAUAUCAUCUGUAUUCUUUUUCAUUUCUAAUUACAAAUAUGGCAGAUGCUCCAGCUUAUCCCCCGCUAUGAAACUGUUGACUGCAUGCUUUCAAGCGUUUAAGGCUACUCCAUAUUUGAGGCAUUUGUGUGUGGUUUGGCUUACGUGGCCAUUCUAAAAUCAACUGGUGAACACGACAAAAGAUACUAUAUCAGGUCUGCUAAACCCGAAAAACGUGAGGCGAGAUUCAUUACAGCGUCAACCUCUAUGAAACGAAAACUGUCGGACAAAGGACCACGUUCUGUACUCAGUCAUCCAUCUUUGGAUCGAGCGACAACGAGCCAUAGCUAUUGAAGGGCAUGUCCACCUCGCCAUGAACUCAACGUGGCCAAUGAGGUCAGGUGCCGAGUGAGGUAUAGUUGCGGGUAGACGUUAAGUGCCUGCAGGGCAUGACGUGGAGAUGAAUAUGCCACUGCGUUUUGUGUUAAUUGAACAAUCAUCGUUAUCUAA
Marchantia polymorpha subsp. ruderalis is the source of this 5008-nucleotide messenger RNA. NCBI's taxonomy places the organism in Eukaryota, Viridiplantae, Streptophyta, Marchantiopsida, Marchantiales, Marchantiaceae. The record is from the annotation of a GenBank genome assembly.